Messenger RNA from Vicia villosa (hairy vetch), 526 nucleotides. RefSeq lists its product as uncharacterized. The record is from RefSeq and is a predicted model, not a curated record. NCBI's taxonomy places the organism in Eukaryota, Viridiplantae, Streptophyta, Magnoliopsida, Fabales, Fabaceae. The coding region runs from base 22 to 372 and encodes 116 amino acids. The transcript has a single exon.
GUGUAGCUGAACUCGCUUCAAAUGGAUCAGUGCAAGGAAAAGCGAGAUGCAGUGGAAGUGAAUGCUGUUGUUGAUGAUGUUUCUUCUCCAAAAGCUAAGGAAAAAGUGAAUGAGGAUUUGGAAGCAGAGUCACUUUUGGCAAUGGCAGUGAUUAAGAAUCAGCUGAAUGGGAUCCACAUUGAUUCAAAAAAUCACAAUUGGAGCCCUCAAACACCUAACAUAGGUGUUUUCGACCCUUUUGCUCCUGCAUCUGAAGACAUGGUGCGAGCACCCCGCUCUCGCAAGUAUCACGAAGAAAUGAGGAACGGUAUUACUCGCAAACUUCUAUUCUGUUCCGCCACUCAACAUCAAGAUGAAUCUGUUUCAGAGUAAAAGCUAUUGCAGGAAGCUUUUCUUUUGUAUAAUUUUCAGUGAACAAUUGGCAUUUGACCAAAGCUAAUAAAUAGAUGUAGCAUUAGCAAUAGCAGCAACACUAAAGUACACUACUUUUGAUGUUAGAUUGUGUUACAAUGAACUACAUUCUAGU